Messenger RNA from Sitophilus oryzae (rice weevil), 2843 nucleotides. RefSeq names its product transcription factor Ken 1 (gene ken). Lineage: Eukaryota; Metazoa; Arthropoda; Insecta; Coleoptera; Curculionidae. Gene Ontology annotation, cellular component: nucleus. Gene Ontology annotation, molecular function: protein binding; DNA-binding transcription factor activity; RNA polymerase II cis-regulatory region sequence-specific DNA binding. Gene Ontology annotation, biological process: regulation of transcription by RNA polymerase II. The transcript is spliced from 4 exons. Bases 386 to 2050 code for a protein of 554 amino acids. The record is from RefSeq and is a predicted model, not a curated record.
CCGCCGUCGGCAGAGCAUGAAAACGCGGAUCGCACGGGCAGUGAGCCGCGACCUUGGGCCUCGCAGAGAAAGAACCAGAGUGGGAGGAAGAAAAGGGAGAAAUUGAGAAGGAGCCAGUCCGGUCCAGUCGAGUCGAGGGUGCGCGCCACAGGACUCGACAUACUCAACGAGCGCCGCUCAGCCUCACUUUUACUUUCAUUGGUCGCGCGAAGGACUCAGCCAGCCAACCGCAGCGGCUCUGUGCAGUGCGUUCGUGGUGCGAGCAUGGCUCGGUGUUGCUCUCGGGACUGUUCCGGUGGUGUUCCCAGUGGCUGCGGCUGCUCCCUGGACCGAGCUCGCCUCCUGGAUUAGCAUUUGAUCGGGUAGUCCUACAACGAAAAUCGCCAUGUACUCAGAGGAACAAGAUUCGCACGGGCUCUUGACAUUGCACUACGGCAAACAUCAUGCUACUAUAGUGGACGAGAUCAAGACUUGCUUCACGUCAGAGAACUAUGCUGACAUGACGUUUGUAUGCGAUGACAAGACAACAUUAAGCGCCCACAAGCUCGUCAUAGCCACGGCGAGUCCUUUGGUCAGGAGAAUAUUAGGGGAGAGCAUUCAUGCCAACAAUCCGACACAAGUACUUCUGCCGGGUAUCAAAAGUUGCCAUCUCAGACACCUGCUGGACUUCCUGUACAAUGGACAGGCCUGUAUCAAAUCUAGUGAACUUGAGAGCAUCCAAGAGCUUUUCGAGCUGUUCCAAAUCCAGUCGGACGUUUGGCAGUCUUCGAGUUCUGAAGAGGCCAAAAGUCAGUCUGAUGACGGCGGAGGCAGCUGGGAGAGAGAAAACGAAACGGGUGACCCUGUGGCGAUCAAAAGAGAGACCGAUGAUGAGGAAAAGGAAGAGGGAGAGAUCAAAGACGACGAGGACGAUCCGAACGAAGACGCCUCUUCGCAGGACCAGAACCACGGCUCUCCCAAUCCUGUCAAUUUGUCGAUAACCACGAAAAAUUCGGACAUCAACGAGCCGGCGCCAGAUCAAGACACCAAUUCAGAGAGAGGGGAACAAAAAAACUCGGACGCCCUAAAAAUCGGACAGACGUCGGUGAAGAUCGCGCCUAAAGUCCACGAGCUGUCCCAGUUCCACCACCAUCGAAUGAAACGCAAGCACGUUUACAUGGAGCCUAUCGACCUGAAGCACCAAGAGGAUUACUCCCAAAUAAAACCUCCCAUACCUGACUCCAAGCUGAUCACUCUAGUCCAGAGUCCGGACAACUACGUGGUGACGCCCCAUCGAAAACGACGUCCAGGUUUCCACAAUUCGCCAGCCCAAAACCCACCAUUUGUACCCUUCUCGCCAUCGUACAUAGACGACUCUAGCCACCACACUCAUCGCUAUAAAAAUUUGCCGCCGCUACUAGCAGCUCACCAUCCCUUAUCCCUAUCGGCGCCGCCAUUCCUCGUAGACAGGACUCACACGCCGACGCCUGGCACUCACCCAGACACCUCUUCGGCUCCCGAUAACGUGUUAGUGAAGUACCGGCCUCCCAGUGCGGACCAGGGGCUCGUUUCGGAGACUUACCCAGCCUUCGAGCACACUUGGGGUCCCUGGUCGCUGUGUCAGACCCAAGUGAACCCUCCUUCGGGAGGCGACGAGUCUCGGGAACCCCCGCCCAGCUUUGCGGGAGGGGAAGAUGGACCAGAGACAUCCCAGCAGGCGACGGGCAGUAAAGCGCCCUUGCCCGCCGUCCAAGUUCGUGAGUAUCGUUGUGAGUACUGUGGCAAGCAGUUCGGGAUGUCGUGGAAUUUGAAGACUCACCUGCGAGUGCACACGGGGGAAAAGCCGUUCGCGUGUAGACUAUGCGUCGCUAUGUUCAAACAGAAAGCUCACUUACUAAAACACUUGUGUUCCGUGCAUCGGAACGUGAUUUCCUCGAGCGACGGCAGCUCUGGACGCUUCAAUUGCUGUUUCUGUCCUUUGUCGUUCGAAUCGCUGCCGGAGCUGAUCAGGCACUUGUCGGGUCCCCACAAUAACUUGCUUCUGAGCAAAAACAUGCACGAGCUCAAGUAGCGUCCAUAUACCUUUUACAUUCCGUCUGCGAUGCUGUCGUAAAACGAAUAUAUCUGAGAACGACGCAUCGCACGUUGUGAUAUGCUAACAGAUCAGUGCCUUUUGAGUAUCUCGCACUCGCUAACUGUUCGAAACAAAUUUAUAUGUAUUUCUAAUAGGGAUUAAAUACAACCGAUGUGUUCAAUUUUUGACUUUACGUACCUAAAACUACGCGUGGUGUGUAUGACAAGUGCUUUCAAAUUCGGCUGGUCCGACUUAUUGAACAUUAUGUUUACUUAUUAGAUUCUCAUUUGAUAACCGUCCACUGUUAUAUACAUCACAAGUGGAUCAUUUAUAAUACACUAACUAAAAGCGCCAAAGGAUUAAACACAUUACUACAUACGCAUUACGAAUCGGUGAUAAUUUAUUUAGAAUCAGAGCCAAUCCGGACGGAGCGUUUUUAGUUGCUGUAUGUGAAAAAUUUGUAUAUAACAUGCUUAUAGUUUUUACUACAAAACUGGAACGUACGAACGUAUAUUUUUUUUAAUAUACACACCAAAGAAAUAAAUUUUAAGAAUUACAAUAAUAAAUCUAUCUAACUUAUGCAUCUUUCUUUCCUUUUGGCGAGCUCCUAACUUACUUAACGACAACCAGACAAAUCGCUGCACUUUGAAAAAAAAAAUUAUUCGCAACGCACGGCAACGUAGCCAACAAAAGUGGUACAAAUGUGGUAACUUAAUAUUUUUUUUAGUUUUUGUAAAUAACUUAGCUUGUAUAUAGUGUAAUUAAAUGACAAUAAAGUUAUAUUUUUUUC